Molecule: messenger RNA, 3224 nt
Organism: Prorocentrum cordatum
Lineage: Eukaryota; Dinophyceae; Prorocentrales; Prorocentraceae
Source: the annotation of a GenBank genome assembly
AGGAUGACGUGCGCACGCGCGGCGACACCAAGCCCGACAAGUGGGGCCGGCAGGUCUCCAUGGAGGAGGACACCGUCGCUCUGGCGGGCGAGCCCGGCGGCGCCCUGGCGGCCCCGCCCUUGCGGCCGGGCUCGGGGGGCACCUCGCCGGAGGCCCUGCAGGCGGAGGAGGGCCCGGAGCCCGAGCCCGCCGCGGGCGGGCCGGCGCCAGGCGAGUCGGACAGCGAGGAGCCGCCGCUGCCAGACGCGGACGCGGUCGCGCGCCCGAAGCGGGCGCUGUCCGCGCGCGCCCUGGCCGCCGGGCACGAGGCGCAGACCGUGCACGACCGCCACAGGGUGAUGGAGGACCAGUGCAACAAGCUCGUCAACCAGAACGGCUUCUUCGUGGCCCUGGACCCCACGGGCGCGCACGUCCCCGACGUCCUGGAGCGCUACGGGCACCGCGGGGCGGACUCGGCCUCGGCGGAGCAGCUCGAGCAGUGGCUGUCCGGCCUGCGCACGCGGGUGGCGAAGGACGAGGCCUUCGACGGCUCGAGGAUCCUCGGCGCCGUGGUCUGCGAGGAGUCGCUGGCGUGGUCGGUGGACGGCAUGCCGCUGCCCGCCUACCUCUGGCGGGCGAAGCAGGUGGUGCCCAUCCUCCGGAUGGGCCACGGGCUGGCCCCCCUGAGGAAGGGCGUCCAGCUGAUGGAGGUCCCGGACGGCGCGGACGACCUGCUCGACGGCGCGGUGCGCGCGCAGGUCUUCGCCGUGAAGACGCGGUGCAGCAUCGGCGGCGCCGACAGGAAGGGCAUCCGGUCCGCCGUGAAGCAGCAGUUCGAGUUUGCCCGCCGGGUGAUCCAGAAGGGCCUGGCGGCGUGCCUGCAGGUCGAGGUGCGGCCCGACGCCAGCCAGAAGGAGGUCUGCGAGCGGCUGCUGGCGGACACGCUGCUGGAGGCGCUGGGCGAGCUGCAGGCCGAGGAGAGGGUCAUCCUCGACCUCUCGAUUCCGGAGCCCAACAUCUUCCUGCCCCUGAUCGGGCACCCCUGCACCAUGCGCGUCACGGGCCUGUCCGGGGGCCUCGGGCUCGCGGAGGCCUGCCGCACCCUGGAGAUGAACGUGAGCAUGGUGGCGAGCUUCGGCCGCGCCUUCCUUGAGGGCCUCAGGCUGGACCAGAGCCCCGAGGAGUUCACGAAGGCUCUAAGGUCGACGUGCGACGCCAUGUACCAGGCGUCCAUGGCCGUCCCGACGAAGGAGGUGCAGGUCAUCAAGGUCGAGACUAGCGACGGCUUCUUCGUCGCCCUCGACCAGACAGCCUCCCGGAACGACCCCAUCCUGCAGCGCUACGGCAUCCCCGUCGAGACUCUCGACAAGGCCGAGCUGUCCAGGAAGCUGCACCAGAUGCGGUCGCGCGUCUUCACGGACCCGAAGUUCAACGGCUCGCGCGUGAUCGCCACCACGCUGUCCGAGGACAGCAUGGACCGCAAGGCAGAGGACCUGCGGAAACUCCACAGUGCGUGCCACGGGGGCACGGGGGCGGACCUCUGGCAAGUCAAGCACGUGGUGCCCUUCCUGCGGGUGGACCGGCAGCAGGCCAAGGAGACGAACGGCGUGCGGCUGAUCAACGACACCUCAAAGCUCGACAAGCUGCUGGACAAGGCGUGCUCUGCGGGCAUGUUCGGGACGAAGGCCCGCAACACCAUCCGGCUCGCCAGCGCGGCGGGCAUCAAGGCGGUGGUGGAUCAGCAGUUCGAGAUAGCGGGCAAGGUGCUGGCCAAGGGGCUGGUGCCCAUUUUGAUGCCCGAGGUGGACAUCAGCUCGCCCGAAAAGGGCGCCUGCGAGGAGCUCCUCCUCGAUGCCCUGAUGGCCGGCCUGCAGAAGCUGCGCUCGGACGAGAAGUGUGCCCUGGGGGGCGCGGUGCCGGACUUCCCCCUGAUCCACCACCCGAACGCCAUCCGCCUGGUGGCGUUGUCCGGCGGCUACAACCGGGGCGAGUCCUGCCAGAUGCUGCGGCAGAACUGCGGGAUGGUGGCCGGCUUCGGGCGAGCCUUCACCGAGGAGAUGAGAUAUUCCAUGUCGGACAAGGACUUCUCCAGGGUGCUGGACGAGGCAUGCGAGCAGGUCUUCCGGGUCUCCAGGCGCAUGCCGGUGAGGGAUGAGCAGGCCGUGAAAGUCGGCGGGCAGGAGGGUUUCUUCGUGGCCCUGGACCAGACCGGCAAGAACACCAGGCGGAUCUUGGAGAGCUACGGGUGGACCUCCGACGAGCUCGGCGACCAGACGAGCUUGCAGGCCAAGCUCCACGCUUUCCGCACCCGCGUGUUUACGCAUCCACGCUUCAACGGCUCGCGCGUGAUAGGCGUGCUGUUGUCGACGGACACGAUGGACAGGGAGAUCGCUCAGCUGCCCACUCCGCAGUACCUGUGGGAGCAGAAGAAGGUGGUGCCCUUCCUGAGAGUCGACCGCGGCCUCCUGGAUGAGGCGGACGGCGUUCAGCUCAUGCGGGACAUUCCCAGACUGAGCGCCACCCUCGAGAAGGCGACGCAGGUGGGCUUCUUCGGGACGAAGCACCGAAACGUCAUCCUGCAGCCGAACGCGACCGGCAUCAAGCAGGCCGUCGAGCAGCAGUUCGAGGUGGCGAGGUUGAGCCUCAAGGCAGGCCUGGUGCCGAUCCUCCACAUCGAGGUUGACAUCAGCUCCCCGGACAAGGCGGACUGCGAGCGGAUCCUGCGCCAGUCGCUCAUGUCCGGCCUCAGGACCAUAGACACGAAAGACAAGGUCGUCCUGCUCCUGAGCAUUCCGACGAAGGCGGACACCUUCCGGCCCCUCAUGGGCCACCCCCAGGUGCUGCGCGUGCUGGCCAGCUCCGGCGGCUACAAGCGCGAGCAGGCGUGCGACAAGAUGCUGGAGAACACGGGGCUCGUCGCUUCCUUCGGGCGCGCCUUCCUCGACGGCAUGAACCGCAGGCCGGGGGCAGCGUUUGGGGGGAGGCAUGCUGCUCAGGGGGGGAGGCAUGCUGCUCAGGGGAGGCAUGCUGCUCAGGGGAGGCAUGCUGCUCAGGGGGGAGGCAUGCUGCUCAGGGGAGGCAUGCUGCUCAGGGGGGGAGGCAUGCUGCUCAGGGGAUAUGCGCAUCUUCGAGGGCCGAGGUCUUCGGGCGUUUUCCGUCGGCUCUCGGCGGCUCUCCAGCCUCGGGGUGCCCUCUGGCAGCUGCGCCCCGCCGCAAGACCGAGACCAUGCAACGUUAGGGGUUAG